Parus major (Great Tit) is the source of this 444-nucleotide messenger RNA. Its product is annotated as proline-rich receptor-like protein kinase PERK8. NCBI's taxonomy places the organism in Eukaryota, Metazoa, Chordata, Aves, Passeriformes, Paridae. Bases 1 to 444 code for a protein of 147 amino acids. The record is from RefSeq and is a predicted model, not a curated record. The transcript has a single exon.
AUGACAAGCUCUUCCCACGGGAAGGCUGAACGACGCCUUUGGCUUUGCGCAGCGGAAAGGACGGCGAAAAGGAGGAAAAGCUCGUCGGGCAAGAAAAACAAAAGCAGGACGAGCCGCACCACCCCAGUCAGCUCCUCCUGGAGUUCUCCAGCUGCGGUGCCGGGCUCUCGACACCCCCGGCCCCCACCUGCGUCGUCUCCCGCCCCUUCCCCGCCGCUGCUCCGCCACCUGCCCGACGCGGUCACCUUGGCUCCGGGCCUUCUUCCUCCUCCGCGGGCAGGGGAGCCCCGCCGGCUCCCGCAGCCCGGCCCCGCCGCUCCCCUGCCCACCACAGCCGGCCCGAACAGCUGGCGGGGGCCGGUGGCGCAGAACCGCGGCCACACGGCCUGGCCGCCCCGGUCCGGCCCAGAAGCGGCCGGACGCCGGCGGGAAGGAGCAUGUUAG